UUAUAAGAGAGAGAGAGUCGGCGACGCCAAUGAUACAGCGAAAUUCAACGUCCUAAAUCCCCGCGUUCGAAAAGCGAAGAAAAACAUUCGGGCCGGUUCAUCGCCAUUUCGGAUCACCUGUUUUCCGGUUUAUCUGUCUGUAUUUAUCGGGUUCGGAUAUUUAAUUCAAUAAAUCACCGAUUCCACGCGUUUUCUUCUCUCCUCGUCGAUAUUAGCUUGUACUUGCAGAGAUACCACCAAGCUCUCUCUCUCUACAUAUAUAUAUUUCUAUAUUCAUUCCGAUUUCUCUUUCUCUAUCUAUUCUGCUCUCUAUGUAUAUGUAGUUUACAACUUUACACACGGCAAAUACAUAUAAUAUAUAUAUCUAUAUUAUCUAUCAUACUGAUUGAACCAAGUUUGAUUGGUCUACAGAGACGAAUUGUACUAAAUUUUGUUUGGGUUUCUUCUAUUUGAAAUGAUUGAGAAAUGGGGAUUCAAUUGUUUCAAGCUUCGAAUAGUGAUGCUGGCGAUGUUAUAUAUUUUUCAUCACAAUCUGAGUCUAUGUUGGUCUCUCAACGCCGAAGGGUUGGCGUUGUUGAGGUUUCGAGACGGAGUGGUGAGAGAUCCAUUCGGUGCUCUGUCGAACUGGGAUGAUCGUGACGGUGAUAUUGAUCCAUGUUCUUGGUUCGGAGUCGAGUGCUCGGACGGAAAAGUUGUAAUCUUGAAUUUGAAAGAUCUUUGUCUUGGAGGAACGCUUGCACCCGAACUUGGGAUGCUAACUUACAUAAAAUCUAUCAUUUUACGGAACAAUUCUUUUACUGGAAAGAUUCCUGAAGAGAUUGGAGGAUUGAAGGAGUUGGAGGUGUUGGACUUGGGAUACAAUAACUUCAGCGGACCAUUUCCAUCUGAUCUUGGCAAUAACCUGUCCCUAUCAAUUCUUUUAUUGGACAACAACAACCUUUUUGGCAGCAUAUCUCCUGAAAUUUAUAAGCUUAUGAUGCUUUCCGAAAUUCAAGUGGAUGAGGGCCUGCUGACUAGGGCUACUUUAGGUUUAGGUUAUAGUUGCAAUAGCAGAUCUAGUACAUGGAAAACUGCUCAACUUGGAGACGAAGCUCAGCGGAGGCUGCUGCAGGUGAAAGAUACCCAAAAUUCACCAAGAGUUGAAAAGAAGAGAGAUAAUAAAAGGAAUUCCGUUUCCUCUCCAUCACCAUCACCUUCUUUGUCGCCGUUGCCGUCGCCGUCACCGUCACCUUCAAUGUCACCUUCAUUGUCACCCUCAGAUUCGCCAAUACCAUCUUUACCAUUUCCCCCAUCAACAUCUAUAUCAUUUCCACCAGAAUCUACAUCUCCUUCCCCAUCAGACGCUUUGCCCCCUUCACCUUCACCUAUACUACCUCCAAGUCCAGCUUCAGAAUCCCCAGCGUAUCCACCAACUGUUGUUUCUAAACCACCAGGAUCCCAUAUUGCUCCAUUCCCUUUCCCUGCUUCAACUCCUAGUGCAAGCACCAAAAAGAGUUCCAAGUUGAAAGUUAUGAUGUGGUCUGGGCUUAUAGGGGGUUCUUUGUUCAUAUUUGUUUCAGCCAUUGGUAUUGUCUUCUGUCGAAACAGCAAGGUGGUUACUGUCAAACCAUGGGCAACAGGGUUAAGUGGCCAGCUGCAGAAAGCAUUUGUAACAGGUGUACCAAAGCUGCAGCUAUCAGAACUUCAAACAGCUUGUGAAGAUUUCAGUAACAUAAUUGGCUCUUUAUCAGAUGGCACAGUGUACAAAGGGACUCUUUCAAGUGGAGUUGAAAUAGCAGUGACAUCUACAGCAGUGAAGUCAGCUGAAGACUGGUCAAAGAAUUUAGAAACACAGUUCAGAAAGAAGAUAGGCACACUAUCAAAAGUUAACCACAAGAACUUUGUUAACCUUAUUGGAUAUUGCGAAGAAGAAAAGCCUUUCACAAGAAUGAUGGUUUUCGAGUAUGCUCCAAAUGGGACGCUGUUUGAGCAUCUACACAUAAAAGAAGCAGAGCACUUGGAUUGGGCGAUGCGGCUUAGAAUUUCUAUGGGCAUGGCAUACUGUCUUGAGUAUCUGCACCAGCUCACCCCACCCAUAGCCCACAGAAAUCUGCAAUCAUCCUCUAUACAUCUGACUGAAGACUAUGCAGCCAAAAUAUCAGAAUUUAGUUUCUGGAACGAGGUAACUGCAGCAAAGAUGGGAUCAGCUACCAUGGAGCUCCUGGAGACCCAAUCAGCAGAUCCAGAAAGCAACGUGUACAGCUUCGGGGUAAUUUUGUUUGAAAUGAUAACGGGUAGAUUUCCAUACUCUGUGGAUAAUGGCUCUCUCGUGGACUGGGCAUCAGAGUACUUGAGGGUGGAACAACCCUCAAGAGAAAUGGUAGACCCAACGUUAAAAUCUUUCCCAGAGGAAGAGUUUGAUAAAUUGUUUGAAGUGGUAAAAGAUUGUGUCAAUCCUGACCCGAUACACAGACCAACAAUGAGAGAGGUCACAGCUAGGCUGAAAGAGAUUACUUCAAUGGGUCCUGAUGGAGCAACGCCAAAAUUAUCUCCUCUCUGGUGGGCUGAACUUGAGAUUUUGUCAACAGAAGCAUACUAAAGAGAUACCCUAUGCAAAAUAAAUGGUCACAUUUUGUUCUUUCCCUUAACCUCUUUUCCUCGUGUAUUAUUACAAUUCUUUUCUUUUUUUUUUUUUUUUUUUAGAUUUAUUAUUUUUAAUCUGAUUCUGUUGGGUUAAACCCAGUAGCGUGGAGAGCAUAGAUGCUUAUAUAUAUAUAUAUAUAUAUAUAUAUAUUUGGGUUUGAAGCUGCUUUUAUCUACAGGGUUUUGGAAUUUUUUAUUUUUUAUUUUUAUUUUUUUUGUUUUUUUUUUAUUAUUAUUAUUUUUUGUAUAUAACUGAAAAGGAAGGCCUGCUGGAUAUAUACAUAUUUUUAUUUUGUUGUGUUGUGCCAUGGACUAGAGAUUUGGCAUAUGAGAACGCACUUGUGAAAUCAAUACAUAUUCAGAUUUUUAAUA
Messenger RNA from Cornus florida, 2994 nucleotides. RefSeq names its product probable inactive receptor-like protein kinase At3g56050. Gene Ontology annotation, biological process: protein phosphorylation. The transcript has 9 exons. The record is from RefSeq and is a predicted model, not a curated record. Gene Ontology annotation, molecular function: protein kinase activity; protein binding; ATP binding. The coding region runs from base 455 to 2578 and encodes 707 amino acids. NCBI's taxonomy places the organism in Eukaryota, Viridiplantae, Streptophyta, Magnoliopsida, Cornales, Cornaceae.